UUACUACAAUUUUGGUUGGCGAAUGAGAAGAAGGCAAACUAGGUGGAGACAAGUUGCUGCAAGGGGGAAGUGGGCGGUGCAACAAGUCAGUAAAGUACCCAUCAUCACAGUUUUUCUUUAUGACUAGCCCAUUUGCUUCUCUGAGUUAUGGAGCAUCAUUCCUUUUUUCUUACACCAAUUUGGCAUUACUUUCCCAACCCUUGUUUAAGAUAUUGAUGUCUUUGAUUUGUUUGUUAGUAUGUUAUCUGUGCCAAAUGGAAAGACUAAAGAAAAAUAGUCAUAAGUUCAUUAAAGGAGGAAGUUCUGAUUAGGCCAAUAGCAAAUAUGAAUUCAAUUUUAAAGAAGCAAACAAAAAAUGCUAAUCUCAAUUCUCAAGAAAUAAGAAAAAGAAGUUUCAUUUCCCAAACUCAAAAAGUCUCUCUUUCUCACCAAUCAUUCUCCUUCUCAUCAACAUGCACCACUUUCACUGAUUCUCUCUGACUCUUAUCUCUUAUGUUCCCAAGCCCAUACUUGUAAAGGAACCUGCUCCCAAAGCUGGUUCUGCAACUGAACAGAACGCUUAAUAGUAACAGCACUAAUGAAUCCACUCACAGUUUCAGAUUCUUCACAUUUUCCAACUCUCCUCAAACACCAUCUUAACUUGGCUUCUCUUCUACUUCUCAUCUUCUCCAUCACCCUUUUAAACUCAACUUCUCAAACCCACAACACACAUUAUCUCUUCGGUCUCCAGCUUAAGUCUCUUUUGGUGUAUAUAGAUAACAGAGAAUGGAAGAAGAUCAUCAGCAUCAUUCAGAAGAGGAGGAGGAAGAAGAAGAAGAGAUCAUGCUAACAAAAGAAGCCAACAAGAUAGACGAAGACACAUCUUCAUCUAGACUAUUCCCAUGCCUCUUCUGUUCUAGAAAGUUCCAUAGUUCUCAAGCUCUAGGAGGCCACCAGAAUGCCCACAAGAAGGAGAGAAAUGCUGCUAGAAGAGCAAAAAGUGCUUACGAUUUUGUCAACAACAAUGACUUGCUUCACACGUUACCUGUCUUCUUAUCCUCCCCCACUCCACACCACUUGACCAUCUUAAGCUACCCUUCUUCUGCGUCCGUUGCAUGCUUUCCAGCUACUCAUACCGACCUUCCAAUCUUCAAAUCCAACGGUGCUCAUUUCGUGUUGGCGUCAUCCCACCAAGGUAGAGAUAGCAAUGGAGGCUAUCUUGGUCAAAAUUGUGUUCAAAUUUUGGAUAAUAACUGUAACAUGGUGAAUAGUGAGAACGGUCAAAACCAGUGUCUUGAUCUCUCCCUCCAUUUGUAAUCUUAGGGAUUAUUGUUACAUUAGGGGGAAAUGAUCCGAUGUUCCCACACGUGACUCUUCUACGUAUAUGGUUCUUUCAUGCAUGA
This is a messenger RNA of Brassica rapa (field mustard), 1382 nucleotides long. RefSeq names its product protein LATE FLOWERING. Gene Ontology annotation, molecular function: DNA-binding transcription factor activity. NCBI's taxonomy places the organism in Eukaryota, Viridiplantae, Streptophyta, Magnoliopsida, Brassicales, Brassicaceae. The record is from RefSeq and is a predicted model, not a curated record.